Messenger RNA from Linum trigynum, 3079 nucleotides. The record is from the annotation of a GenBank genome assembly. Lineage: Eukaryota; Viridiplantae; Streptophyta; Magnoliopsida; Malpighiales; Linaceae.
GUGAAGGUUUUGGAGUUGCAGAUCCCAGGUUCGAUCCAAGCGAGGCGCGUUGGUGUUCCCGAAGGUAUGAGGCUGCUUAGAGCGAAGCCCCGUUUGCAUCAAAUUGAUUGCAGGUGGCUGCCAGAUUUAGUAGGUCCCGCUAUCACAAAGUGGCACGUGAGGCUAAGGUUCAUGGGCAAAAAUAUCUGUAACUGUGGAUAUCCGCCCGAAUCCGACCUAAUCGGGCAGGAUAAAACCCGAACCCGAAAGACAUUUACUGGGUACGGAUAAAACCCGAAUCCGAAUAUUGCGGGUAAUGGGUGGACAUGAGUUUCUCAUUAUCCAACCCGAACCCACCCGAUUAUACACAUGCAUAUGUAUUUUGUCUAGAAAUAAUCAUUAUUUUUCUCUAAUAUAUUUUAUAUUUAGCAUAAAAGUAUAAUAUUUUCAUGAAGUUGUGUUAUUUUAAUUAUUUUCUUCAUUCUAGUGAAUUAUUGUCGUACUUUUCCUCUUACGUAAUGUGAGAAUGUGUAUGAAUUUUAACAUAUUGGUUGGAGUUAGGAAGAGAAAUUACUAUCCACGGAUAACCGUGGAUACCCAAAACCCGAACGGGUAUGGACAUGGUUUUGAUUUUCUACCCGUUUCACAUGUGGGUAUGGGUAAAACCCGAACGACUUUGGGUAGGGUAACAGAUAUGCACUAUCCGUCUCUGACCCGACCCAUUGCCAUCCCUACUCAUCUUUAGGGGUAAAUGCCACAUUUGGUCACCGAGAUUACUAAAUCGUGUCAUGUUUAUUCACUAGAAAAAUUUAAUAUCAAUUUUGGUCACUCAGAUUAGUGGAACAGGUCACAUUUAGUCACUCUCCCGUUAGUUUCCGUCCAAGUCCAUUAACGGGAGAGUGACUAAAUAUGACAUGUUUCAGUAAUUCGAGUGACUAGAGUUAGACGGAGGCUAGCGAGAGAGUGACUAAAAUGUGGCAUGUUUCAGUAAUUCGAGUGACCAAAAUUGAUAUUAAAUUUUUGGGUUAAUAUUUUCGUAUGACCUGAACUUUGACCAAAAUAAACAUCCUAGCCAAUCUUUUCGAUCUAUAACAUCCUGGCCCGAACUAUACAUCAAAAUAAACAAUUUGGUCAUAUUCGACUUUUGACCGUUAACUUGGACGGUCAAACGCGUUGACCGUUAGUCAACGCGCCAUGUCACUACCAAGUCAGCAUAAAAUAUUUAAAAUAAUUCACAAUUCCACACAUUCGCUAAUUGUAAAUUAUUAUAAAUUAAAAAAAAAUCAUCUAAUACCUUAAUUAAACCAAAAAAUAAAAAAAUAAAAAAAAUUAAAUGUUUAUCGGAUCUUCUGACUUGGUAUGAUAUGCUUAUGAGAGACAUAUCAACAAUGCAAUUAACGAUGCAAUUAAUUUAAGGUGGAAAACUCUAGAAAGCCACGCCGCUUAUGCGAGAGGAAGGUUAUGCAUAAACGGCAGAACCCCAUAAGCAACAAACAAUGACAACCCGCCUGUAGUAGCACGCCACGUCACGAAAAGCCCGUCAUCGAAUUUCUACAGCACGGACGACGCCACGCUGGCGCCAAUCAUCGACGUCCGAUCUCAACAGCAACCAGUCAAUGAUGGAAUCGAACGAUUCAUAGUGCGCCACGUAAGCAAACCAGACGCGGAGCUAAGCGAAGUUUCGGCCGACUCUCUCUUCUUUGCUAUCCCUUCAGCUAUAAGACACUUCCCCGUCCUCUUCCCUUCCAUUCUCUCCCUCGCUGAUUCAAAGCUCGACAGAAGGGAAUUAGGUAACUCACGGAGAGAAAAAUGGAGGGUUACACUCGACAGAUCUGGUUGGCAGUGGCGACGUUGACCUUGCUGGCUGUAUCAGCUGUGGCGGACGACGUCCUCGUGUUAAGCGAAGACAACUUCGAGAAGGAAGUCGGCCAGGACAAAGGCGCUCUGGUCGAGUUCUACGCUCCCUGGUGUGGCCACUGUAAAAAACUUGCUCCCGAGUAUGAGAAGCUUGGAGCGAGCUUUAAGAAGGCGAAGUCUGUUUUGAUCGCCAAGGUGGACUGUGAUGAACACAAGAGUCUCUGUUCCAAGUAUGGGGUUUCUGGAUACCCAACUCUCCAAUGGUUCCCCAAAGGGUCUCUGGAACCCAAAAAGUAUGAAGGACCGCGUACUGCUGAAGCCCUUGCUGAGUAUGUGAAUUCUGAAGGAGGAACCAAUGUGAAGCUAGCUAUUCCCCCAUCUAAUGUGGCGGUAUUAUCAACAGAGAACUUUGAUGAGAUUGUCUUGGAUGAAUCUAAAGAUGUCUUGGUUGAGUUUUAUGCUCCUUGGUGUGGUCACUGCAAGAAUCUUGCUCCUACCUAUGAAAAAGUAGCAACUGCUUUCAAAUCGGAGGGUGACGUUGUGAUUGCCAAUCUUGAUGCUGACAAGUACAAGGAUUAUGCUGAGAAGUAUGGAGUAAGUGGGUACCCUACAUUGAAAUUCUUCCCGAAGGGAAAUAAGGCCGGAGAAGAUUAUGAUGGCGGAAGAGACUUGGAGGACUUUGUUACUUUCAUCAAUGAAAAGUGUGGUACCAGUCGUGAUGCAAAUGGGCAACUUACCUCCAAAGCUGGUAUAGUUGAAAGUCUGGAUGCCUUGGUGAAAGAAUUUAUUGCUGCUGGUGGUGACGAGAAGAAAGCAAUCUAUUCCCGACUUGAAGAAGAAGUUGCCAAACUAAACGGUUCGCCUGCAAGAUAUGGGAAAAUUUACCUGAAAGCUGCUAAGAACAGUAUGGAGAAAGGUGCUGAAUAUCCAAAGAAAGAAAUUGAGAGGCUGCAGCGGAUGCUUGAAAAGUCAAUUAGCCCAACUAAAGCUGAUGAGUUCACCCUCAAGAAGAACAUCCUCGUAGCAUUUGCUUGAUCUAGUGGGUUCCCUUUGUAUUUCACACCUCAGAAGAUUUGCAAAUUCGUAGCUCGACUGAUUCCGGGUUUACCCUGCAGUCUUUAAGACACUUGAUACGAUAAUAGAUGAGGUCGUGGUGAAAGCAAAGUACUGUAGGUCUCGACUUAAUCUAGCAUGUGAACUUAGAGAGCCCUUGUUUUUUCUUUGGAGUGUUCAGAUACAUUGA